CUUUAUGAGGUGCAACCAAAACAGCUGUUAGACAUUGCAACAGGGAUAUUCUGGCAUGGUGUCUGUCUAGCAUUAGUUCUGAAUACGGUUGUGGUUUUGAUCACUAAAAUGUCUGUGACUUUUGAACUCUCUUUGAGUGUUUCUUGGUUUUGUUGCCUGCUAAUUGGUGGGAUAACGUGUUUUACCCUUCAAGGCAAUGCUUAUGGGCAUCCUGCCUCCACUGGAGCCCAAGCGAGUGUGGUGUCUGUUCCAAAUGCUAAAGCUACUCGCCACAAUAGCUUGGCAAAUGUGACGUCGGGUCGAAAUGCCUCUGCAGAAGUGACCUGCCCCCGCGCCUCAGCAGGAACGACAGCCCCCAGCGCCUCAGCAGAAGCCACCGGCCCCCGCGCCUCAGCGGAAGCCACCGGCCCCCGCGCCUCAGCGGAAGCCACCGGCCCCCGCGCCUCAGCGGAAGCCACCGGCCCCCGCGCCUCAGCGGAAGCCACCGGCCCCCGCGCCUCAGCGGAAGCCACCGGCCCCCGCGCCUCAGCGGAAGCCACCGGCCCCCGCGCCUCAGCGGAAGCCACCGGCCCCGGCGCCUCAGCGGAAGCGUCGGGCCCCGGCGCCUCAGCAGAAGCGACCGGCUCCCGCGCCUCAGCAGAAGCGACAAGCCUUGAACAGAUGGCCCGACCCCUCAACAAGCUAGAUAGGGAGAUCAUAAUUUGGUUUGCCCAACUCCUUAAUCGUCUUUCCCCUGUUACUGUGCCUCCAUUUGAAGAAAAGGCAAAGGUAACUGAGGGGAAAUAUGUCAACUAAUGCACUUGUUUGAAAUGAGAUUCUCCUUCACUUGUGCAUCGUCAUGCAAAUUGUUUACAGGGGUGAACACGGCAAUGGUAUGAAUUGUUUUUAUAACCAAUACUACUAAAGUUGACAUCUGAUUUGGCGACAUGUCUGACACACUUUUACGUUCUACGUUUUAUGCUUUUGAUUUAGCCUGGUGUUCCUGCUACUCUUGCAUGGUUUGCUCAAUAAACAAUUUGACUUUCAA
Messenger RNA from Oncorhynchus keta (chum salmon), 1027 nucleotides. RefSeq lists its product as uncharacterized. NCBI's taxonomy places the organism in Eukaryota, Metazoa, Chordata, Actinopteri, Salmoniformes, Salmonidae. Bases 109 to 795 code for a protein of 228 amino acids. The transcript is spliced from 3 exons. The record is from RefSeq and is a predicted model, not a curated record.